ACUGUCUUCAUACUUAUGAAAAAAACACCUACCUCAGAAAGGAAGGGUCAGGAUGGAUGAUCACCAGAAAGUCCUUCUUGAUCAUCAUCGUGUUUAUGAACUGUUACAUGUGGAUCUUGAAUGUGGCCAACAUCAAGACUCUUGUUAAUCUAACAAGUAAACACAUGGAGAAAUUACUGAGUCAAUCCGUGGAGAGGAUUUUAUACACUGUUAACCGAGCAUCGACCUUGGCUUACCAUGUUGAGUCAAUACAAUUGUUUUAUAAAUUUUACCAAGAAGAUAACGAAUCAAUAUUUCAACAAGAAUACGAGGAGCUGAUUGAUAAUGAAAUUGUUGGACGUCAGGUCAUCGAAGUAGACUCGAGAAAAGGUCUAUGGGGCGGAUUUUUUCUUUUUUUCUUGUUAAUUUCAAUGGCUGGUGGAUCCUUUCUUACUAGGACACAUUUGACAGAUAUCCACUACUUUGCGACAGCUGCAACGAUCAUCAUUCUUCUAACUAUAUUCUGCAUCACAUUAAAUACCACCUUAUCAUUUCAAAACAGUGAACAAAUGAACAACAUGUUUGAGGAUAUAGCUUACUACAUGUCUGGUGAAAAAGUUGGUCAUUUGAGAAUUUUAUUGUUCUACUCUAUUUGUGCUGUGAGUUAUCAUUUUCUUCUUACAAUGAAAAUCAUAUUCGAUGGUAAUAGAGGGGAUAUAUACCAACCUGUGCGCGAGGGCUGCAAAGGUGUUGCUUGUAUCAGUUUGACUGUCUUCAUGUUUUGGAUGAGCCAUGAGAACAGAAAGUUGAGGUGCUGGCGUGAUUUGAAUGUGAUGCUAUGGACCGUAAUGGCAUUGGUGCUCCUGGAACUUAUUGAGGAAACGUAUCAACAUACCCAAGUUCAUGACAAUUUAUUAGAACUGUACGCGUUACCGUUAGCAAUUGAUUUUAAGAUUUACGUCUUAGUUCAUUCAUACAGCGAUGUCGUGCUGGCAAGAACGGAAUAUCGUCAAGAGCUACGGCUAGCUGCAUUAGCGCCUUCGAUAAGUCCAAUAUCUUCUUUAGUUAGCACUCCACCAUCAAGCAUUCACUAUAGUGAAUAA
Dendronephthya gigantea is the source of this 1082-nucleotide messenger RNA. RefSeq lists its product as uncharacterized. Bases 57 to 1082 code for a protein of 341 amino acids. NCBI's taxonomy places the organism in Eukaryota, Metazoa, Cnidaria, Anthozoa, Malacalcyonacea, Nephtheidae. The record is from RefSeq and is a predicted model, not a curated record. The transcript is spliced from 4 exons.